AUGUCACGUCUUAGAAGAGUUAAUCGUAAAGUUCUAGAAAUGGGUGUUGAAGAUUUCCCCAUGGAUACUAGUGAGCAAGAUAAAUUGAUUGAAAAGUUUGAAAAAGAAAAUAUAGUUCGUGAUAAACGAUAUAUUAAUGUUAUAUUCGGGUCGUUACUCAUAAUUAGUUUAUUUUAUCCAUAUCUUUUGAAUAAUGAUCAUCUAAUGGACAAAGAAUUAAUUAAAUCCAAAAAGUAUUUGAAAACAGCUUUAAGCAUUGGUAGUCGAUCUAUACAAUGCUCUGCUAUUACCCUAAGGUAUGAAGUCUUAAGGGAUUAUGAAAUAUUAAAUAAAAUCAAGAUGAAAAUUGAUAAUAAUAAGAUAAAUUUAGUCAACAUAAUUCUAAUAAUACUGGCCAACUGGAUCAUAGUGAGCCACUGGGAAGAUUUACAAUUUAUUGAGUUAGUUAUCUUGGAGAUUCCAGUUAUGAUUUUUGUAUUGACAAUUUCUAUCAAAAGAUGGGGAUUUCAAAUAGAGACUAGUAUUGAUGAAUUACGUGGCUUGAAGUACGAAUAUAAAAAUGUGUAG
Henningerozyma blattae CBS 6284 is the source of this 567-nucleotide messenger RNA. RefSeq lists its product as uncharacterized. The record is from RefSeq and is a predicted model, not a curated record. Lineage: Eukaryota; Fungi; Ascomycota; Saccharomycetes; Saccharomycetales; Saccharomycetaceae. Bases 1 to 567 code for a protein of 188 amino acids. The transcript has a single exon.